CGUCCGGCCCACGCUUCCCGCCUUUCCGCUAACUCCAGAGACACCCGCUCGUCAGCCACCGGAGUUCGGACGGUCGCAGUCUUCUCAGAGUCGUACGGCCGACCCCGGGGCCGCGCGGGUGUCGGGCGGAACAUGGCGAACUCGGGCUGUGAGGACCUCCGAGGCCAGGAGGAGGAGAGUUUUCUGUACUUCGCCUACGGUAGCAAUCUGCUGACGGAGCGGAUCCACCUCCGAAACCCGUCGGCCGCGUUCUGCUGCGUGGCCCGCCUGCAGGAUUAUAAGCUUGAUUUUGGCAAUUCCCAAGGCAAAACAAGUGAAACUUGGCAUGGAGGUAUAGCCACCAUUUUUCAAAGUCCUGGCGAUGAAGUAUGGGGAGUAGUAUGGAAAAUGAACAAAAGCAAUUUGAGUUCUCUGGAUAAGCAAGAAGGGGUUAAAAGUGGAACAUAUGUCCCAAUAGAAGUUAAUGUUUAUACUCAAGAAGGAAAAGAAAUAACCUGUCGAAGUUAUCAGAUGAAAAACUAUGAGAGUGCUCCCCCAUCGCCCCAGUAUAAAAAGGUCAUUUGCCUGGGUGCAAAAGAAAAUGGUUUGCCACUGGAGUAUCAGAAGAAGUUAAAUGCAAUAGAACCAAAUGACUACAAAGGAGAAGUCUCAGAAGAAAUUGAAAACAUUAUCAAAAAGGGAGAAACAAAAGCUCAUUAGGACAUAUUUUAGAUAGAAAUCUAAAUUAUAAUAGAAAAUACAGAUACUCUCUGUAUGUGCUAAUAUAUUUUCAACAUUUAGAAAAGAGAUCUGAGGUAUCUCUAUGUUUAAUAUAUUUUCAACAGUGCUCUGAAGGGAUAUCUUACUUAGGUGUCUCCUUGUUUUCAGACUAAAAAGAAACUAGAUUAGAAAUUGGGUAAUUGAAGGGUGCCUAGGUGGCUCAGUUAAGCUUCUGUCUUCUGCUCAGGUCAUGAUCCUAGGGUCCUGGGAUGGAGCCCCACAUUGGGCUCCUUGCUCAACGGAAAGCCUCCUUCUCCCUCUGCCUGCUGCUCUGACUACUUGUGCGCGCUCUCUCUCUCUCUCUCUCUCUCUC
Molecule: messenger RNA, 1072 nt
Organism: Mustela lutreola (European mink)
Lineage: Eukaryota; Metazoa; Chordata; Mammalia; Carnivora; Mustelidae
Gene: GGCT
Product: gamma-glutamylcyclotransferase
Exons: 4
Coding region: 133-699 (188 amino acids)
Molecular function (GO): gamma-glutamylcyclotransferase activity
Source: RefSeq, a predicted model, not a curated record